GCCGUCGACUUCAGUAUACAUUGAGAAACGAGAGCGAACGUUGCUAAGCUAACCUUAUCAGUAUUCGCGUGCCACACGCAACCAAGUGAAGUGUUUAUCUGUGAUACAUUCCAGUGUUUAGAAUUAAGGAAAUGGAAUCACCUGUUGUGUUAGAGAAACCACCGGAGUACCACGGGAAUAGGGAUGAGCGCGGUUUCCCAUUUGAUGAGGAGGAGUCCGGCGCGUGGAGCUCGCUCGCGGCGCGGCACCCCGACAUAGCGGCGCGGCUGCGGCAGCGGCCCGCCACCUGGGCGCGCAAGCGCAGGCCCUCCAGCCAGGACGCCACUGACGAUUUCGGCGACGCAUUCGGUUUCGACAGAUUCCCCUUCGACGACAUCCCGCCAGAGUUCCGCGACUCGCUCCCGUCGCACUGGGCCCGCCGCUUCGAGGAUCCACAGGCUCAUCAGCCCCACCCGCCGCACCCCGCACACCAGGCCCACCAGCCCCCGCAGCCCCACACACAGCAGCAGCCCGCUCGGUCCUCCCCGCAGCCGCAGCCGCAGCACAACUCCGCCGCCACACAGACCGAGGCUGACCCCGCCCCGCACCUGCCACAGUACGGGCUGAGGAACACGGUCGACCUCGGCCAGAAGAGCGCCGCCGACCCCUCGGUCGAUGCGGACGACCGCGCGCAGCGCUCCAUGUCCGCGCCGCCCGACGCGCGCCCGCCGCCCAGCAUGAGCGCCAACGACCAGCCCGAGUCGCAGCCGCAGCAGCAGCAGCAGGCCGGCAACGUGCGCCACAUCCCCAUCUUCGUGGAGGGCCGCGACGAGCCCGUCAUCAACAAGAACGUCGACCACGGCGCGCACUUCGGCGAGAGCAAGCCGCACUACGCGCCGCCGCCGCACGUCGACCGCGACCAGUACUUCGCCGACGACAGCCCCGCCUUCCACCACCCGCCCAACUUCUCGCGCGCCUUCGGCACCCCCUUCAACAAGGGCUUCCGCCAGGGCCCGCAGCCCUUCACGCAGCAGAAGGCCUACCCGCAGAACGCCUACCGCGGCGCUUCGCCGCAGCGCUCGCACUCGCCCAAGCGGCCGCCGCAGGAGGAGCAGUUCGCCAAGGCUCACCACCCGCAGCAGCAGGCGCCGCCGCCGCAACAACAACACCACCCUCAACAACAUCAGCAGCACCCUCAGCAGCAACACCAGCAGCAGCAUCCUCAGCAACAGCAGCACCCGCAGCAGCAGCCGCCGCCGCCGCCGCACGCGCCCUCCCCGCCGCCCAGACAGCAGCCCACCCCGAACGACCCCAUCACCGUCAUCCUCGGCAUCCAGACUGACGUCCUCAACCUCAUGUCCGAAGUCGAAAACUUCACCGGAACCAAAAAUGAUAAGCAGUACCUUUACCUCGACGAGAUGCUGACGAGGAACCUCAUCAAACUAGACAAUAUCGAAACGGACGGAAAAGAGAACAUCCGACUGGCGAGAAAGGAGGCGAUUAAGUGUAUUCAGAAAUGUAUAGCGGUGCUAGAGGCGAAGGCUGAGAGUAACGCUAAUGCGGCGGCGGCGCCCACGCCCGCGCCGGCUCCCGCGCAGGACGUGGACAUGCAGCCCGCGGACACCAACGGCGAGCUCGACGUGCACGACACCAAAGACGAGGCCCAGGCUGACGCGCGGGACGCGAGCCAGCCGGAGCCGCAGGCGGAGGAGCCCAAACCCGACGAACCUAACGAGGUCCCGCCCCCCGACACGCGACCCGCGGAGAACCGAGCCGUCCUAGUAGAGAACAAACAGCAGGACGCCGAGAAAAAGAGUCCCAAGAAAAAAGUAGUCAAGAAACGCGACAAGAGCAAAGACAAUACGACUAAAGAGGAGAAGAAGGACGAGAAAUUAGAAUCUAUGCAAGUUGACGAGAAAGGUGACCAGGACUCUCAGAAGAUGGAAGUGGACGCGGCAGCUAGUCAAUGAAUUGCCUUAGUGAAUUGUUACUUGUAGAUGCGAGCGCGCGGCUCGGCCUCCGCGGCACCCUCGUGCAUAAUAACAAGGUGUUGACGUGUUUAUGUUUGUACGUUAAGUUUCUAAUACGAAAGGACGCCGUCCUUGAGCGUUAGGAUUUGAAGAGCUAUUUAAAUCCUUAUAUAUUUAAUUAAUUUAUUGUUUAUCACUAUCUGAUAACACAAUUUUCUCAAUAAAUGAUGAAUUCACAAAA
This is a messenger RNA of Leguminivora glycinivorella, 2190 nucleotides long. It is a transcript of the gene stv, whose product is annotated as BAG domain-containing protein Samui-like. Gene Ontology annotation, cellular component: membrane; cytosol; cytoplasm. The record is from RefSeq and is a predicted model, not a curated record. Gene Ontology annotation, molecular function: adenyl-nucleotide exchange factor activity; protein-folding chaperone binding. Gene Ontology annotation, biological process: protein stabilization. The coding region runs from base 132 to 1949 and encodes 605 amino acids. Lineage: Eukaryota; Metazoa; Arthropoda; Insecta; Lepidoptera; Tortricidae. The transcript is spliced from 3 exons.